This is a messenger RNA of Lepisosteus oculatus (spotted gar), 8603 nucleotides long. It is a transcript of the gene pde10a, whose product is annotated as phosphodiesterase 10A. NCBI's taxonomy places the organism in Eukaryota, Metazoa, Chordata, Actinopteri, Semionotiformes, Lepisosteidae. Gene Ontology annotation, molecular function: protein binding; 3',5'-cGMP-stimulated cyclic-nucleotide phosphodiesterase activity. Gene Ontology annotation, biological process: negative regulation of receptor guanylyl cyclase signaling pathway; signal transduction. The record is from RefSeq and is a predicted model, not a curated record.
AUGCAUCAAACUGCAGCUGAUUCCUUAUUUAUGUGUUUCUGGUUUAUAUCUCGGAGAUUUCUAAUAGAAAUCUCAUGCGGAUUAAACAAGCGAAGUUGAGCCCAUUGCGGUAUGGCUAAUGUGGACGUUUAUUGAUGGGAAUGUCCUUUAUGUUUUUUUCUAACAAAUAAUCCUUUGCAACAGUUUACUUCACCAGUGGGCGGUUUCUGUCUGUCUGGCGUUCUUGUCUGAGUAAAGGGAACACAUCUCUGCAGUGAUUUUGCCUGCGCGGUAUAUUAAAAAGAAAAGAAGAGAGGAAAGCGAGCUGUGAAACUUUAGUUUAAGCGCUGUACAUGUAUUUUUUUUAAUUUUGUAUUUUAACGAUCGCACGUACAAUUAAACGUAAUGAAAUAAAUUGGUUUCUUUUGCUAUUGACAGUCUUGGGAUUAUAAUUUGUUUUAUGGAGUCCUUCUUUUAUCGAUAUUUCUUCUCGUAAUUCCUCUCGAUGCGUCUGAAACGUCCUGCCUCGAUGCUAUAAAAAAGGAGGAUGUCCAACCCAGAGAAAUUACUCUCAUCACGCCCCCAAGCGCCCCUGACGACUGGGAAACGGCACAGAUGCAGCAGCAACAUCCAAAUAUACAGCAGUUUGUCUCUGGAAGGCGGCUGGGCAUGUAGUUCUCCGGUUUCUGCAGCGACACCUCAAAACGGCAGCCGGGGAAGAAGCGACAUCCUCGCCAGAUCUGCAGCUCCCUGUUUUCCUCCAUCCCCGUACUCCACGGUUUGUCCUUCGCCUUCUCCGAGCAAAUUUACAGCGCUGCGGCAGCGAGGAGACGAAUCGACCCUCAGCUGCAACCCGGCGAGUAGCUACGGACUCUUCUCUCUUUCCCCUCACUCCUCUCGCUCCCUUCACGGGUUUCUGCAGCCAGAGUGGCACAGACCUUACAGACCUCAUCUGCAAGGGCUCUGGUCGAAUCAUUUUCUGAACAGCAGGACUACCCACAGCAGGAAUUAUAACAGAGAAACGUUUUUCUCGCUCGCUUCUCCUUCCUUGCUGUUGGAGUCAGAAAUGGAAGAAGAUGGUCCACCUUCGUCAGGCUGUUUUAGAAGGUUUACGGACUGUUUUCUUGGUACAAGUCUGACCGAUGAAAAAGUAAAGGCCUACCUUUCCCUCCACCCCCAAGUUUUAGAUGAGUUUGUGUCUGAAAGCGUGAGCACAGAAACAGUGGACAAAUGGCUGAAGAGAAAGAACAGCAGACAGGAAGAUGACUCCACAGUUAAGGAAGUCAGCAGGCAGUACCAGGACACAAAUAUGCAAGGCGUUGUGUACGAACUGAACAGCUACAUGGAGCAGCGACUGGACACGGGGGGAGAUAACAAACUACUGCUCUACGAGUUGUGUAACAUCAUUAAAACAGCUACUAAAGCUGAUGGAUUUGCACUUUACUUUCUGGGAGAAUGUAACAAUAGUCUGUGCUUGUUCACCCCUACGGGUGCAAGGGAAGGGCUGCCUCAGCUGAUACCCUCUGGACCUAUUGCUUACGGCACCACAAUCGCAGCAUAUGUAGCCAAGACCAGGAAAACACUGUUGGUGGAAGACAUCCUCGGGGACGAGCGGUUUCCCAAAGGCACAGGACUGGACUCAGGGACUCACAUUCACUCCGUCCUGUGUUUGCCAAUCCUCACUGCCAUCGGUGAUCUUAUCGGCAUCCUGGAGCUGCAUCGCAACUGGGGAAAGGAACCGUUCAACCUUAGUCACCAGGAGGUUGCAACAGCAAAUUUAGCUUGGGCUUCAGUGGCAAUUCACCAGGUCCAGGUGUGCAGAGGUCUUGCCAAACAGACGGAGUUGAAUGACUUUCUACUUGAUGUCUCAAAAACAUACUUUGAUAACAUUGUGGCAAUAGAUUCUCUACUUGAACAUAUAAUGAUAUAUGCAAAAAACCUGGUGAAUGCAGACCGCUGUGCGCUCUUUCAGGUUGACCACAACAACAAGGAACUGUACUCAGACCUGUUUGACAUCGGGGAAGAAAAUGAAGGGAAACCAGUCUUUAGGAAAACCAAAGAAAUUAGGUUUUCUAUAGAAAAAGGAAUAGCAGGACAAGUGGCACGAACAGGAGAGGUCCUCAAUAUUCCUGAUGCCUAUGCAGACCCACGCUUUAACAGAGAGGUGGACCUCUACACGGGCUACACUACCCGGAACAUCCUAUGCAUGCCUAUUGUCAGCCGGGGGACAGUUAUAGGGGUCGUACAAAUGGUGAACAAAUUAAAUGGAAGUGCCUUCACUAAAACCGAUGAGAACAACUUUAAAAUGUUUGCAGUCUUUUGUGCUUUGGCCUUACACUGUGCUAAUAUGUACCACAGGAUACGACAUUCAGAGUGUAUUUACAGAGUGACCAUGGAGAAGCUCUCCUACCACAGCAUCUGCACAUCAGAGGAGUGGAAGAAUCUCACACAGCUGACACUUCCAGCACCCAUGUACAAAGAAAUAGAGCUGUUUCACUUUGAUAUCAAUCCUUAUGAAGAACUAUGGCCGGCAGUCUUUGUAUACAUGGUCCACAAUUCAUGUGGAAAAAACAGCUUUGAACUCGAGAAGCUGUGCCGAUUCACCAUGUCAGUGAGGAAAAACUAUCGGCGUGUCCCUUACCACAACUGGAAACAUGCUUUAACGGUGGCUCACUGCAUGUAUGCCAUUCUGCAGAAAAACCAAGACAUUUUUACUGAACUAGAACGGAAAGGACUCCUGGUAGCCUGCCUUUGUCAUGACCUGGAUCACAGAGGCUACAGCAACAGCUACUUGCAGAAGUUUGACCACCCCCUGGCUGCUCUGUACUCCACAUCCACCAUGGAGCAGCAUCACUUCUCUCAAACUGUCUCCAUCCUGCAGCUGGAAGGGCACAAUAUUUUCUCCAACCUGACUUCCAGUGAGUAUGAGCAAGUCCUGGAGAUCAUCCGGAAAGCCAUCAUUGCCACAGACCUAGCAUUGUACUUUGGCAACAGGAAGCAGCUGGUGGAGUUACUAACGACAGGAGCUCUGGACCUCAACAAUCACGCACACAGGGAUCGCGUCAUAGGUUUGAUGAUGACAGCAUGUGACCUGUGCUCGGUCACAAAGUUGUGGCCUGUGACAAGGUUGACCGCUAAUGACAUAUAUGCAGAAUUUUGGGCUGAGGGAGAUGAAAUGAAAAAGAUCGGUAUGCAGCCAAUCCCUAUGAUGGAUAGAGAUAAAAAAGAUGAAGUUCCCCAGGGUCAAGUGGGUUUCUACAAUGCGGUAGCAAUCCCCUGUUAUACAACUUUGUCUGAGUUAUUUCCUCCAUCCACCCCACUUCUGAGAGCAUGCAGGGAAAACCUCGCCCAGUGGGAAAAACUGGCUGAAGGAGAGGACAGUUCCAUGUGGGUUCCCUCCCAGUCUGUUACCUCUGAUUCUGCGGAGACCGUUCCUGUGAAAAUAGACAAUUGAUAUGGACAGGGAGCUACAGAGACAGAGAGGGAAACAAAUCUUGCGAAAGACUCCUGUGCGCACGACCACCUUCCUGUGAGGCCAGGAAGAGGAGCACUAGGUGGAGGAGUGAUUUCGUUGAAGAACACUAAAAACAUACAGUUACCUCAUUGGGUGAUGGAGGUCCAUAGACUGAAGGUGUCACCUGGAAUGGUGACUUUAGGGACUUCAGUUGAAGAAUGAGGCUUGUGAUCUGAUCACCUGAACCAUACCGCUUGGGAAUAUGUUCAGCAGAGUGAACGUCUAUUUUUUAGCGUUUUGUUUUAUUUUGUUUUAACCGAUUUCCUUUGCGGUCUAUAUUUGCUGAGGCCUUAAUUCAAAACCCUAACUAAGGCAGGUGGUUUUAAAUCUGCCUGUUUUGUGUUCUAGAGGUUUAACCUGUAGAAAUGGUACUUUUGAAACUGUGGUUGGCUAAUUCCACAAAGCGCUAAUGGAUUAGUUAUACAUCAGCCGGAAUGUUUAUGGAAGAUGCGUGUUGUGAGACUAAACAAUGAUUGCGGUCUCAGGAAUGUGUCUGUUAUCAAGAGAAAAGGUUCUGUACCAGUACUUGAAUAAAAUACAACCUAUUCUUACAGCAGAUGGCAAAAAAAAAACUCAACCUUCCAGGUGCAAGGAGUGGCAAAGCAUUUUGGCCUAAGAUAACAUGAUUUCCACUGUAGUCAUAAUGACUGGCAGUGUUCCUCGCUGAAAUUCUUUAACUGUGAAUUCUGGGAACCUCCACUUUAUAUGUACAUUAGCUUUACAGAACACCACAGAACAGUCUGUCUUUUUGGAAGACACAAUAAUAUAACGAGAUAAAGAACUUCUGAAAUGCUGCAGUGAGCUCUUGAACUUCAGGGAAUAAGAGCCCACAAAUAGCUGUGAGCCUUGGGCAUGGUAGUAAGGGUUAUGACUAAUACUGGGGUCAGGACGACUGAACUGACUGCAAUACUUUAAAUUUGAAUAAUAUCAAGAAUAUUUGAAGUCAUGUAAUUUAUUUGAAAUGUAUCUUCUGUUUAAAAUGAUCCCCAAAUGCAAACAGUUGCAUGAAAUCAGUUACCAUUGAAUUAUUCUAGAGCAUGAAAUGAUCAGACUUAAACUGGUGGACUUAAAAAAGUCGUUGUCCUAUUGUAUAGGUUUUGUGAUAUUCAACAAAGUUAAGCUAAUGUAAUUUUUAAGGAAGAAGAGUUAGUUGCAGUAGUGAAAAUAUUCCCUUUAAAAUAGCAAUAGAGGAUGGAAGACUGACACUGCAGGUUGGAAUUGCACUCCUUAAGGUAGUAUUAUCAGAUUCAGACUUUUUUUAGCAAUGUGCUUUGUUUUUGUGUUUUUAUUUGAAACAUCUAACUUAUUUUUGGUUGUCCAUCUUAUGUUGUACCAUUUAUUAUUAGUCUCAGCCAAGCAAAAUGCACAGAUUUCUGCACACUGUGUACAGUCUGGGUAGACUCUGAAACAAUUUUGAUAUUUGAAGAAAUGUCUAAAUGAGAAUCAAACUGAAAAUAAUAUCUAAUAAUAAGCUCCUUCAUUCCUUAAGAGGAAUAGCUUUAAAGUAAACAGAGAAAAUACAUGAAUGGAAAUGCCUUAUUGUUGAAGAUUGUUGGAUAAAUGCAAACUUCUAUUAUUCAUAUCUAUAAUAUACUCUUUCACCAAGUAACAUGCACAGAAUGUAAGAAGAGGUAACCGACGGGAGUGUAACAGCUGGUGUUCUCUUGCAGUUUUGCCCAUCUUGUUUUAUGAAAUCCUCAAUCAUUUGCUAAUGAGCAAGGACCUGAAGAGUGGAGGCAGGGAUGACAACUUCAGAAAAUUGAAAAAUCUUUGUGGAUAAUUUUGUGAAAAAUUAUUUUCCAUAUAUAAAGAGAUACAUACUAUAUUUGAGCGUUCCAAAAUAUGCAUGAUGUUCUAAAAGACUAAACCUAAGAGGUCAACAGCAAGGGUGCUGUGGGAAUCUUUCACUCUUUAACCGAGUAUGUUGAAAUUCAGUAAUAAUAAAACAGUGGUUUGUAAGAAAAGUCUAUUUAUAUCUGAAUAACAAAGUGGUUCAUAACUCUGGAAAGUACUUUGAAAUGUCUCUGUUAGGAUUAAUCUUUAGACAGAAAAUCAGAAGCGGAAGAAAAAAACUCAUGAAAAAAGCACACGGAGCAAAACUGCUACAAAUGUUAAUGUCAGAAGCAUGAAUCUACAAGUUGGGGAGUUUUAAUGUUGCUAACUUUCAUACACGGUAUUGCUUUUCUAGAGCGUGCACUUUAGAAGAAACUUCUAGAAUAAUGUUUGUAUUGAAUGUCAUCCAUACUUUUAAACAAAUGGCCCUGCAAAGAAUAAGAUAUUCUACAAUUGUUUCACUGCUAGGAUAAUAUAGCGCAGCUGCAAUCAUCAAUGGUGCUAUCAGGAGGUUCAUCUUUGUGCCUCCAGUGUUUUAACCCGUUUUUCUAAAACCAAUUCUUCUGGGUUGUAAUAGGAAGGUUUCUAUGUAUAGAUUCCUUAUCUGGCACCUUUCUGUUUCUUUGAUUGCACUAUGGCUUUAGUUAGUGUUUCUUUAGUUUUCAGUAACAACAUUACUACAAAAAAGCUGGCUCUUUACUUGUGUACUAGUACAGUGUGGGGAGAACAUAACUGCAUUUAGAUUUAUCAACCUAUUUGUUGAUGAAAACAAGAUUCACCUUCUGUGUAAUCAGAAAAACUAUUUAAAUAUUACAUAGCAUUUUUUGUCAUAAAAAAACUUAAUGUGUGUCUCUCCGUAUUAAAAAAACACCAUUGCCAUUAAAAAGAUGAUGUAAUUUUAUUUCUUUCUGCAUUGUAAUUUGGCUGUUCCCCAGUGUUUUUCUUUAGAUGUCAGAAAGUGCUGUGUUGGUGGAAGACCACUGCAAACAAUUUUGAACAAGCACUUUGUGUUAUGAAUAUUGAAUGGGAAAUGGGCAGAAAAUAGCAAUGAUAACUGCGAGCUAAGAUAAAUAACCAUUUUAGUGUGACAUUGAAAUUUCAUAAAAGACAUUUAUUUAAAAAUGAAAUUGUUGUAAAAACUGCCACCCAACACUGAAAUGCAUAUUAGAUUGCAGUCAGUUACCAAAACUUAUAAUGAGUGCUAAAGCCCAGCAGCACAGGAUAAAACACCAUGGUGAUCUACACAGUCUUCCAUUCCGAUUGGUCAAGAUGGAUGACUGCAAGGUUUUUUUACCUGUAUAUAGUUGAUGUGAGGUGCCUGACCCAAGGAGGUCUCCUUCACACUCGGGUUGCUAUUAGAGGAAAAAUAAUGUUAGGUAUAAAUUUAACAAUUAUCAACACUUUACUGCACAAAGCAAGAACUAUAUAAAUGGAAAAAUCUGUGUGAUCAUUACCAAGAAACACUUAAGUUGCUGUGACCUAGAAAUUAAUCAACCAACUUUCUCUUCCCCACCUUCCUUGAUAAAAGAAAUCAAUGUUAACGGUACAUUUUAAUAUUUUAUCAAGAAGUUAGUUCUUAAACUAAUUUAUAAGGAACUAUAUCCCAUGUGUGGUUUAUGAUUCAUUUUGGACUGCAGUGUCAAUCCAAUAUGUCUUUUUAGCUUGCUUUGACAUAUAUUUACUGUAAGUACGUUUCCAAAAAUUAACCUUGUGAAAGUAGUGGCUAAUGUUAGGGCCAUAGCAGGUGUCUUUGCUUCUGACAUUUUUGGUUCUUAGUAACUCUUCAGAGGGUUUUUCAGGAACUCAAUGGCAUUUGCAUUGUGGAGUAACUUAAUGUGAUCCAUUAAGCCUGGAGGCUUUGUACAGCAUGCUUGCAAUCAAGGGAAUCUAUAACCAGCUGAAGGGGAGAAUGUGUGCAUAUUACUUGGGGUGUUGCUGCAAACCUGAGCUUGGAAAAUAUAAAAGUACCUGAAAGUGGAGAAAUAUGUUUAAUGAGCACAUUUAAUGAUGAUUUUAUGAAAGGAAGGUUUUUGACCUCAUUCAUGGUGUGCAACACAGGUUAAAUAGCAUGUAAAGAUAUGAGAACAUGCAUGUUUUGUUUUGUUGUUUUCAAGGGAAGGUCUUGCCAUUAACAAAAGCUUUCAGGCCAGUUAAUAUGAAGGGAAAUAAAGCAAGAACUUUGCACAAACAAACCUAAAAACUAAAAUAUCUCUUUUGGGGGCUAUGCAUUAUAUGUUGUUUAGGAGCACUUAUUGUACAGCUAUUCCUUAAUAUGGCUUUUAUGAAACACCUUGUUUUGUAAAUGUGGCUAACAAAAUUAUGCUUGUGCUAAAAAUGGCCACAGUCCUCCUCGAAAAUUGUGUAGUUCCAGAAACAUUACUUCACUGAAAUAGCUCAGGUUCUGCUUUGUGACCCCACUGUAAUCUGCUCUUAUAAAUCACUGUGCUCUAUGAUAACUUUUUCAUUAAACUAUGGAAGGCAAGAGGUAGUAAGUUUCCUGAAGCACGUAAGUGAAUCAAAUUAUGCUGAUCUUAAAAAUUUAUUUUCCCACCCUUUCAAAAAAGAAAGAAAGAAAAGGUCUCAUUCUCUGUUGUUCUGGGAAUAAAGACUGAUGUUAUUUAUAAUACGUGAAACGAAUAUUCACAUACCCUGGUAUGGUCAAAUUUAACUGGAACUUAAACAGAAGGUAAUAAUAUGCAGCUGCUGCUUUUUCCAAAGCAGUGCAAGAAUAUCAAAACAGGAAGGAGUCUUAUUGUACUUUUCUCUCCAUUGUUGCUACUGUAGGUAUCCAUUUCUUAGAUCCUUGUCUUUCUGAUCAGUUCAGCUGUGGAAAACAGUUAAUGGAUAAUAUUUACAACUCCUUUACUUACUCUUAGUAAUCCGAGAUCUGACUUGCUCCAAUGUAAGAACAAAUGAUUAGCUUAGGUUUGUACACAUAUAAAGAACAAAUGUGUAUAAAAUCUGUGACCAAAGCUUGGGAUGGGAUUUUUUUCACAAGUAAUUUGAUUCAGGGUAGCAUACCAAGUACUUGGUUACCAAUUGAAUAAAAUAAGCUGUAUUUUUUUUAUUCUUAUUUUUGGUUUGUAUAAAAUAUAUAUGCAAGUGCAAUAAUUUUGAGAUGUCUUAAAUUCACAUUUAUAAAUUUAAAUAUUGUAUAUGUUGUUUUUUCUCCAUGUAUUCAUUUGCAGUCUUUGUAUUUAAAAGAAUACUCUUAUGUUUGUACUAUAGAACAUCAAAACCAUUUAUUAUACCAUUGUAAAUAAAUGCACAGAACAGA